UAGUCCAGCCUCCAGUCACGCGUGUACAGAGUCGUGAAGUGGGUGAACACAAACAGACAAAUAGCACAGACCUGUUGCGAAGAAUGUGACAGCAAAUUUCUUGAAUUUUAUUUUAUUUUUUGAGGGACCUCGUCGCCAAACUUCGGCUCAUUUUGUGUCUGUAUUAAAGAAGCCAUGGAGCCGAUAACGAAGUGGACGCCAAAGCAAGUUCUCGAUUGGAUGAAAGGACUAGAUGACAGCCUGCAGCAGUAUGUGAGCAACUUUGAGAGGGAGAAGAUCAGCGGGGAGCAGCUACUAAAGAUCACACAUCAAGACUUGGAGGAGCUCGGAGUCACAAGGAUUGGACAUCAGGAGCUGGUGCUGGAGGCUGUUGAUCUACUAUGUGCUCUGAACUAUGGGGUGGAGACGGAUAACUUGAAGAAUCUGGUUGUGAGGAUGAGAGCUGCCACCAACAGUCUACACAUGGCCACAUCUGACCGCAGGAAAAGCCCUGCAUACGACGGCAGCACCUCACGCAAGCCACCAAAUGACUUCCUUACCUCUGUGGUGGAGCUGAUUGGUGCAGCAAAGAGCCUCCUGGCUUGGCUGGACAGGACACCUCUUACAGGGAUCAGUGACUUCACAGCCACCAAGAACAAGAUCAUUCAGCUGUGCCUGGAGCUCACCACCACAGUUCAACAGGACUGCAGUGUUUAUGAGAUGGAAGAGAAGAUCCUGGAAGUUUCAAAGAUUUUAAACAACAUCUGUGAUCAGACUGUGAGAACCACCUCUGACCCCCUGAUGAGCCAGUCGGCCUGCUUGGAGGAAGUCCAGCUGACAAAUAUCAAACCAGGAGAGGGUCUGGGAAUGUACAUAAAGUCUACAUAUGAUGGGUUACAUGUCAUCACAGGAACCACAGAACAUUCACCUGCAGACCUGACCAGGAAGAUUCAUGCUGGUGAUGAGGUGAUCCAGGUUAACCAGCAGACAGUGGUGGGCUGGCAGUUGAAAAACCUGGUUGUCAAACUAAGGGAGGACCCUAAAGGUGUGGUUCUACUCCUUAAGAAGAGGCCCACGGGAACAACAGGUUUCACCCCUGCCCCACUCAAGAACAUGCGCUGGAAGCCCCCAGUACCACAGAACAAUUCCUCCUUGAUCAGAGCUCAGUCUCCCUGCAGCUCAGCUAAUGGAUCAACCAAAAAGGAGAAACCUGCUAUCCUUGACUUGUACAUCCCCCCUCCUCCUCCAAUGCCAUACACUCCACGAGAGGAAAGAGCAGACUCCUUCUCCAGCAUCAGCAAAAGACCAAAGGGCUCUGAGUCACCCAACUCCUUCCUGGACCAGGAGAGCAGAAGGCGAUGUACCAUCGCAGAUUAUGACAAACUAAGCGUUGGCUGUCCUAUCGAGGCCAACGUGAUUCAACCGAGAAUGAGGGAGCACAAGUCCUCGCGUGGGAAGCCUCGGCCUCUCUCCAUGCCAGUGGACACCUCUGUUGGAAUCAUAGAUCCCUACGCUAAACCCUGGGCACAGGGCAGGAAAGGUGAAGACCUUCUGUACAGAUACCUGAGCAAUGAAAGGAUCCCCACCAUUGCAGAGGAGGUCCCUACAGUGUCACCGCCCUACAGGCCAGCCGGAGAACGUCAGCUGGUCCGAGUGGACCACAUCAGGGGCAGUCGCUACUACUCCAACUCAGACCUCCACAACAGCGCCACCAUCCCUUACCAGGAGGACGCGAGAAAGGCCGCCUUGGCCCCCGUCUCCAAGCGCACAACGGCAGAACGCUCACUACUGGGACCUGACUGGCACUCUAGCAGUGACUUCCUCAACCGGUAUAAUCAACCACAAAUACGAUCCUGGUCCUUCUCUCAAGCUGCUGCCUUCCCCAUAUCUGUGCCCCCUUCUAUGGCUGCCGAUGACUAUAACCCUGUGUCCCUUCGACAUAAAUCCAAAAAGAAGAGUCGGGGAGGCAAUGGUACAAUGAGCAGGAGACGGAUCUCGGUCAAAGAGUUGGGUCAGCCAGACCACCAGGGCUGGCUGUACAGGAAGAAAGAGAGCAAAGGCUUCCUUGGAAUUAAAUGGAAGAAGUACUGGUUUGUGCUGAAGAGGACGGCGCUGUACUGGUACGCCAACCACCUGGCGGAAAAGGCUGAAGGCUACAUUGACCUCACCAACUUCAUGAUUGACAGAGCCAUUGAGUGCAAGAAGAAACAUGCAUUUAAAGCCUGCCACCCACAAGUCAUGAUGUUUUACUUUGCUGCUGAGAGCCACGAGGAGAUGAAUGUGUGGUUGAAUAAGCUCGGGUUAGCCUCCAUUCAGUAUGAGCCAACAGAUCGAAACACUACAGCUGAGUGUUACAGUGAAGCCAGUGACCAUGAAGAAGCUGAAAGCACAGAGAUUCCCCCACCGCCAUACUCUGAACAAACCCUGCGGGACUCCGUGGAUGCAGCUGAUCCGCCUGGUAGCACACAUCAGGGUACCCUUCCUCCCCCGUAUUCCCCUGAAGUCCCCAGUGAAGCCAACGGUUCACUCUCGUCCCCCGUCAGCACCAUGACCUCACAGAGCUCCUCUUCCUCAGUCGCCAAGCACCGGCAGUCCUGGAUGGACCUGGUCUCACAGGUGGCACCUCCCACGGGUGAAACGGCAGUGGUGUGCUCAGUUCAAGUACACUCACAUCAGCCCCCGCAAGAGACAGAUGAGGAGGAGGAUUCUGAGGUGCUGGAGGGGUCGUCUCGGCAGGAAGAAAGUCCUGGUGCGGGGGGCGAGGGUCAGGGGGCUGUUUCAGGAGCUGAAGAAGAAGGGCAUGAGAACAGCUCAGAUGAGAUGGAGAAGUUAUAUAUUCAUCUAAAAGAAGCCAGCCUCUCACCAAUAGGAGAUCGUAAACCUUCGACAAAAAGGGAGUUCAGAGCCUCAUUUAUAAAGCGCUGUAAAAACCAAACUGUCAAUGAUAGACUGCACCUUAUCAGGACUCUCAACAGCACAUUAAAGUCAAAACAAGCAGACCUACAGGCAUUAGAGCAGGUCCUCUCAGAUCCAGAGCUGACCUCAGGCAAGUUCAGAGAAUGGAAGGAGGCCAAUGCACCCUUGGUGAAUGAAAUCUGUGCCAAACAGGACCAGCAGGUGGCAUCAGGGUCCACAAUAGCUGAAGCAACAGACAUUGCAGCUCCAGUGGUUGAGACCAGUUUAUAAAGACUCCUUAAUGUUCUUACUGUGAUCUGGACUCAAAGGACCUCACCAUCACAGACUUUGGACACAAACACACUUGAGACCACUGCAACAAAUCAGUGGUCCUCAAAUGCUAUUCAACAAGUAUUUGGAUCAAUGAAGAGUGUUUCCCUUUGUGAAGAUGUUCAGUUAUAAACAGCAGAUCACAUGAAAAUGUGAAAUGUGUCGUAGUAUUCGUUUUACUGUGUUAGGUGUAAGAUUAGCUACUUUUACACACAGCUGUUUAUGUUGUAAUUCUUUGAGCCUGUGCGUAUGUUGUUUUAUAUUUGAAUGACAGAGUGUGUUGAAAUAAUGGAUCCAUUUUUCUCUACAUGGAAACACUUUUUUUUUACAGUAUGUUUUAACUAUUUGUGUUUUAUCAGUCGUCAACAAUUUUUGUCUCUUUUUGGUCAAUUAUCGGUGCCAUGCACCCUCACUGCCUUGUUACAUUUGCUCACCGUAACUUUUUGAAUGAUUUGUGUGCAUUGUGCUGUUGAGAAAUCAUAUUAUCGUACUUGCCAUUGAGCCUUUUCAGACUGAACAUCCUGUACUAACAGGAUAAAUUUUGGCAACAGCUCAUGAUGUUUUAAGAUUUUAAUAUUUAAGUGUCAAAUCAGUUGCAUUGCUGUGUAAUUUUAACUCGAACUGAACAAUACAACUUUUUUUUAAAGGCUUAAAUGAUCAAUUUUCUUAACCAAACAAUUUAUUUUUUUUAAAUCAAGACUGAUACUUUUAAUACAGAAAGGCUCUGGAGUUUUUAUAAACCUCAAUGACAGAUGAUUGAAUAGUUUACUGCAGAUGUUAAAAAUUAGCCACUAACCAGCUUCUAUUUGGAAUGGUAUAUAAAAUUUAUCAUACAGGUUGUGGUACUUGAUCAAUCAUUCUCAGGAAAAGCUCUUAUGCUCUUUUAGGUAGAGCCUCCUGGGCCGUACAAGCAAAUUAACCCAACUCCUCUGUUUUUUUUUUUUUUGUUUUUUUAAAUGAAUAAACUGGUGAUAACUAGGUUAUUCAGAAAUAGACCCAAGUCAUCAUGUGGCUCCAGAUCAAGGAAAUGUACCCCAAUCAAGGGGGAAUGAAAUACAACAUGGACUUAUUCAUGCCCAACCUAUGGUCUGGGCUCACAAUCACAUAUUUCUUGAUUACAUUUCAUUUGUUAUUCAUAUAAUUAUGAAGUCUUGUAAAUAGUUAUGAAUGUGUGAUGUUAAUUUUCAUUUAUUUCAAGACUAAAUGAGAGACACUUCGCUUGUAUGUGUACAGGGUAAUAAAAUAUUGUA
This is a messenger RNA of Cheilinus undulatus (humphead wrasse), 4454 nucleotides long. Its product is annotated as connector enhancer of kinase suppressor of ras 3-like. Gene Ontology annotation, cellular component: membrane; cytoplasm. Gene Ontology annotation, biological process: regulation of signal transduction. Lineage: Eukaryota; Metazoa; Chordata; Actinopteri; Labriformes; Labridae. Gene Ontology annotation, molecular function: protein binding. The record is from RefSeq and is a predicted model, not a curated record. The transcript has 25 exons. Bases 175 to 3165 code for a protein of 996 amino acids.